Mytilus trossulus (common blue mussel) is the source of this 564-nucleotide messenger RNA. RefSeq lists its product as uncharacterized. NCBI's taxonomy places the organism in Eukaryota, Metazoa, Mollusca, Bivalvia, Mytilida, Mytilidae. The transcript is spliced from 3 exons. The record is from RefSeq and is a predicted model, not a curated record. Bases 147 to 512 code for a protein of 121 amino acids.
CCAAGCAAUGUUACUACUAUAAAUAUUUGUAUAAACUGGGGUCAAAGGACUGUUCCAACGGCUGCUGUUCUAUUUACAAUUCUAAUCCAUGCUGCGUUUAUUAUUAUUACACUAGUACUACAUUAUCAAAUGGAGCUUAUUAUGGAAUGGGAGGAGGCGGUCUUGUAUUCAUUUUAGUGGUUGUAGGCUGCUGUUGGUAUUGUUGUAGGUCGAGAAAAUCAUAUGGAGGACAAACAGUGGCAACAGUUCAACAAGCAAUGCCUUACGCGCCUUAUACUAUAGCACCUGGAGCACAUCCAUUUGGAAUGACAAACAACUUUGUUCCAGGAGGAUAUAAUUUACCUAUUUCCACGGCUCCAAUCAUCAAAAGUAAGAAGAGCACAUCAUUAUCAUCAUCGAUAGGCAGCGGAAUUUCAAACAUGUUGGAAAUGGCAGGAAAUUCAAAUGAAAUUGGCGAAUUCAUGAAUGAAAUGGGCGGAAACUGUAGUGAAAUUGCUGAGGAUUGCAUGUAACUACAAGCCUCAGAUUACAUGAUUAUAAAUUAAAGUAUAAAAUGUAUGUGUG